Messenger RNA from Neopelma chrysocephalum (saffron-crested tyrant-manakin), 1040 nucleotides. Its product is annotated as zinc finger protein 3-like. The record is from RefSeq and is a predicted model, not a curated record. The transcript has 3 exons. NCBI's taxonomy places the organism in Eukaryota, Metazoa, Chordata, Aves, Passeriformes, Pipridae. The annotation marks the transcript as partial.
GGAGAAGCCCUUCUGGUGCUUGCAAUGUGGGAAGAGCUUCAGGAAGAGCACCGACCUCCUCAAGCACCAGCACAUCCACACUGGGGAAUGGCCCUACACGUGUGGGGAAUGUGGGAAGAGUUUCAGGAACAGCUCCAACCUUAUCCGGCACCGUCGCAUCCACACUGGGGAACGGCCCUAUUCGUGUGGGGAAUGUGGAAAGAGCUUCAGCCAGAGCUCCACCCUGAUCCUGCACCAGCAAAUCCACAGCAGGGAGAAGUGCCUCAGGUGCUUGGAAUGUGGGAAGAGCUUCAGGAUCAGCUCCCACCUGAUCCUACACCAGCACAUACACACCGGAGAACGGCCCUACACGUGUGGGGAAUGUGGGAAGAGCUUCAGUAACAGCUCCAACCUUCUCACCCACCAGUACAUCCACAGUGGAGAACAGCCCUACACAUGUGGGGAACGUGGGAAGAGCUUCAACCAAAGCUCCCACCUGAUCCGACACCAGCACAUCCACAUUGGGGAACGGCCCUACAAAUGUAUGGAAUGUGGGAAGAGCUUCAGUGACAGCUCCACCCUCCGCUCCCACCAGCGCAUCCACACCGGGGAACAGCCCUACAAGUGCUUGGAAUGUGGGAAGGGGUUUCAGACCAGCUCAGAUCUCCUGAAGCACAAGCAGACGCACACAGGGGAGUGGGCCUUCCGCUUGUCGGAGUGUGGGAAGAGGUUUAAACGCAGCUCACAUCUCCUCGUGCACCAGCGGACGCACACGGAUGAGAGGCCCUUCCACUGCUCCGACUGCGGGAAGAGUUUCAACCAGAACUCCAACCUCGUCACCCACCGGCGCAUCCACACUGGAGAGAGGCCCUACAAGUGUGGGGAGUGUGGGAAGAGCUUCACCCAGAGCUCUACCUUGACCUCACACCAACGGACCCACCGGUAAGGGAUGCCCCGAGUGCGGGAAGAGCUUUGACCGCUGCUUCCACCCCGAAUGAACCCCCUGAUGGUGAGGCAACCCCUGGAGUCCAGUGACUGUCAGUCCAUCCCUUUGGACCCCA